Messenger RNA from Priapulus caudatus, 481 nucleotides. Its product is annotated as UDP-glucuronosyltransferase 2B33-like. Gene Ontology annotation, molecular function: UDP-glycosyltransferase activity. NCBI's taxonomy places the organism in Eukaryota, Metazoa, Priapulida, Priapulimorpha, Priapulimorphida, Priapulidae. The transcript has 3 exons. Bases 65 to 370 code for a protein of 101 amino acids. The record is from RefSeq and is a predicted model, not a curated record.
UCGCUCAUUACGCGUGUGAUUUCAGAACGGAGAAACGGUGGUUAGCGUGAGAAGUGGAGCAUCGAUGGUGUUUCCGGCCAUCAACUACAUGCUGGAGUAUCCAAGGCCGAUGCUGCCCAACGUCCAGCUAAUUGGUGGCUUGUUGGCCGGACCGGUUCGCGACCUCGACUGGGUGGAGCCGUACAUAGCUGGUGCGGGAGAGAGGCCCGUCAUCUUCGUGUCGUUUGGCACGUUAAUUUGCAUCGUCGAUGGAGUUUCUACCCAAGGUCACCCACGGACGGUUGCAUUUGUCACGCACGGUGGUAAGAACGGUUUGUGGGAGGCGAUCUACCACGCCGUUCCCAUGGUCGCCAUGCCCGCUCGCUGCUGAGCAGCACAGAACGUCGCCGCCAUGGCCAACAGAGGCUUCGGACUUCGUGUGGAUUUCGCAAGCAGUUUUACGACGCAGAAAUUCAGAGUUGCGAUAAAGGAUGUCUUAGAA